AUGAAAGAAGUUUGCAACUUCACCUAUCAAUAUGACCAGUUCUUCAGUGUCGUAAACACCCUCUACAAGCGCAUGCUUGAAAAUAACAAGAAUGCUUGGCGUCGUGUAUACAAGGGAAGUAAGAAGAAGACGGACGACGACGAAUUUGGGGAAUUCACAUCCGCGAGGGGUACGACGGCGGCGAAUACCUCGGCACAACCGACAAAGUCGUUGGGUCGGAUUUCGGUUCCCGGGGGAAGUGUGGCCAAAUCAGCACCAACUGUCCAGAAGCAACACGUUGCUGCACCACCACCUGCCGCUGUUGGAUUUGAUUUACUUGGUGGAUUUGAUGCACCGGCCACUGGAGGCAGCACCCCUGCUGUGGAUCUUUUCGCAGAUCCAGUGCCAUCAUCGAUUCCACAGAUCAACACAGCAGCCCUUCGACCGCCACGUCCUCCAAGUGGAGGGUCGGCGGCUUCAAACGGAUUUUCUCCAUCUCAACCAGCAAACCUCCUUGACGAUGUCUUCGGCUCCCCGGUUUCUGCCGCCCCACCAGCCAACAACUACUCCCAAAUGUCAAUGGAUCCAUUUGGAUCCCUCCCAUCACAACCUUCCCCCCAGCAGGCUGUCCAGCCCUCAUUCGCUGACUUCGGAGCUCCGGCAACCGGAUCGCAGCCUCAAACCGCGCAAAAAUCACCGACACCGGCAAAGGUGGGCCGCACAUGGUCUGGUACCACCGGAUUAAUCGACCUCAACAAUCUCGGCAAUAAGAACCCGUCGAAAAAAGUCCAUGUCCCCAUGAACCAAAUGGGAUCCCGAAACCUU
Messenger RNA from Mesorhabditis spiculigera, 804 nucleotides. The record is from the annotation of a GenBank genome assembly. NCBI's taxonomy places the organism in Eukaryota, Metazoa, Nematoda, Chromadorea, Rhabditida, Rhabditidae.